AUGAGUUGUGACUUACAUGAGAUGCUUAAUCUGUUAAUUGAUUAUGAGAAUCAAAUUGCUUCUGAGAAGAAGAAAGGAACUGUCAUGGUAGUUGGCAAGAGCUCCAAGAAGAAAGGCAAAGUACCAAAAAGGAAGCAUCUUGGACCUAAGGGUGGUAUGACCAAACCCAAGAACAAAAGGAACAAGAUUGACCAAACUGAUGCUGAAUGUUUCUUCUGUAAGGAGAAAGGUUACUGGAAGAGAAAUUGCAAGAAGUAUCUUGAUUCUUUGAAAAACAAGAAACAAGGGACUACAGAUAACUAG
This is a messenger RNA of Glycine soja, 303 nucleotides long. RefSeq lists its product as uncharacterized. NCBI's taxonomy places the organism in Eukaryota, Viridiplantae, Streptophyta, Magnoliopsida, Fabales, Fabaceae. The transcript is spliced from 2 exons. Bases 1 to 303 code for a protein of 100 amino acids. The record is from RefSeq and is a predicted model, not a curated record. Gene Ontology annotation, molecular function: nucleic acid binding; zinc ion binding.